GGACAGAAGCUGGGGGGCGGGGGGCGGGACCGGACAGAGCCCGGAUGCACCCGGAAGGACGGAGGCCUGGCGGCCGUGCUGCCCCUCCCCUGAUCCCGGUGCUCCUAGGGGCCCGGCUGGGGUGCUGCGAGGGCCCCGGCAGGUUGAAGGCCAAGCAUGGGGAAGAGUUGCAAGGUGGUCGUGUGCGGCCAGGCAUCUGUGGGCAAAACGUCAAUCCUGGAGCAGCUUCUUUACGGGAACCAUGUAGUGGGUUCUGAGAUGAUUGAGACACAGGAAGACAUCUACGUGGGCUCCAUUGAAACUGACCGGGGGGUGCGGGAGCAGGUGCGUUUCUAUGACACCCGCGGGCUCCGGGACGGGGCGGAGCUGCCCAGGCACUGCUUCUCCUGCACCGACGGCUACGUCCUGGUCUACAGCACAGACAGCCGGGAGUCCUUUCAGCGUGUGGAGCUGCUCAAGAAGGAAAUCGACAAAUCCAAGGACAAGAAGGAGGUCACCAUCGUGGUCCUUGGCAAUAAAUGCGACCUGCAGGAGCAGCGGCGCGUGGACCCAGACGUGGCCCAGCACUGGGCCAAGUCGGAGAAGGUGAAGCUGUGGGAGGUGUCUGUGGCUGACCGCCGCUCCCUCCUGGAGCCCUUCGUCUACCUGGCCAGCAAGAUGACCCAGCCCCAGAGCAAGUCCGCCUUCCCCCUCAGCCGUAAGAACAAGGGCAGCGGCUCCUUGGAUGGCUGAAGAGCUGCCAUCCCUUCUUCACCUCCCCAACCCCAGGCCAGCUUCUGGGGCUGUGGAAGAUGGGUUGAAGGGAAAGGCAACUCCCACUAGGGCAGGCAGCUGGGCUGUUCCGGGCUCGGGCCACUUUGGCUCCCUCCUAACUCCGGGAAGUGCAGAUAAUCUAGGUUAGUGCCCCCAACCUCUCCCCCCACCCCAGCUUCCAUCCCAUCUGCCCCUCUGGGACCUGGGGCAGAUGUGGGUCAGGGUCCCUCCCACCUGCCCUGGUUGGGAAGCAGAGCUGCCCCACAGAAGUGCCGCGUCUAGGGUCUGGUUCUGAUCACGGGUCCCACACCUCUGGGCUUCUGCCACACACACACACAAACACUUACGGCACCAGCCUGGACUCUAGGGGAAGGGCGUCCAGGUAUCGUGUACACGUGUGCGUCCUCGUGUUGGGGGUGCCUCCUCACCCAGCACCCUGACCUUGUUCCCGUCUGUACCGUGGCUGGGAAGUGUGAUUUUCUACUUGACCUCCCGCCCCAAUUGUUUCACUUCCUCUUCCUGCUUCACUGGUUGAGGUGGAAUGGAGUGAUGACUGGGCUGAGUCACCUAGAGGCUUUGUUACCCAGCAGGGCUUUUUCUCUCUGGGCUUUGGUUUCCUUAUCUGUACAGUGACAGGAGUUGCUUAGAUGGCCUUCAGAUCCUCUGCAGCCCUAUGACUUUAUAAUGCCCCUGGCUCCGGGCCAGCUGACUGUAUCCUUUGUUUCUUCUCCCUCUUCAAGGUGCUAUGCCUACCGGCCCUGGAGGCUGGGACUCUGCUCUCCGACAACCGCCAGGGGGCAGGAGCGCACUAUCUACUCUAGUUGCCAGAAUGGCUGCUUAGUGCUCACUGGGGAACCUCACACCCCCGGGGGCUGGUCUUCACUCCUUCCUGUGGUUGUUUUCAGCUAUUAGCUGGACUUUAUUUAUAAAUUCCCUGUUAUAAGUUAGUAUGCUGCCAUGGUGAAGGCUGGACAAGGUGCUCCUCUAGCCCUUCUUACCUCAGAUGCCUCAACAGAACAAGGCAAACACGUAGUCACUUCUCAGGAGCGGACAGAUCUGUUGGGGCUCAGAAGGGUGGUUACACUCAACAUGCUGUAAGGUGAGCUCCUGACCCACAACGUCCUGGGCCUGCUUCGUGCUUCUCUCCGGGCUUCUGAUGGGCACCGCUACCAUAGGGGAGCCCUAUCGCCGGGCCCCCUCCAGUGCAUGCCCCUCCCCAAAGCAGGGGAGGUGAGCAGGGGCAGGCGGUCCCAGGCUGGGCAAGUCAAGUUAGGGCAUAGACAGGCUCGGGCUUAAAGUUCAUUUAUUGAUGCAUUGGACACAAUAAAACCACAACUGUUAUCAAAAA
Molecule: messenger RNA, 2101 nt
Organism: Myotis lucifugus (little brown bat)
Lineage: Eukaryota; Metazoa; Chordata; Mammalia; Chiroptera; Vespertilionidae
Gene: NKIRAS2
Product: NFKB inhibitor interacting Ras like 2
Exons: 4
Coding region: 157-732 (191 amino acids)
Biological process (GO): canonical NF-kappaB signal transduction
Molecular function (GO): GTPase activity; GTP binding
Source: RefSeq, a predicted model, not a curated record